UCGCAGGCAUGGAGACAAUGAAUGGACAAGACAGACCCGUCCCCUGCUCUCAUGGAGCUUACUCUCACGAGGGGCGACGAGCCAGCAAACGAGACUAUUUCAGGUCCCUUCACCGACGUUGUCACCACCAACCUAAAGCUCGGCAACCCGACAGACCGCAGCGUGUGUUUUAAAGUGAAGACCACAGCCCCGCGCAGGUACUGCGUGAGGCCCAACAGCGGGGUCAUCGACGCGGGGGCCGCGGUCAACGUGUCCGUGAUGUUACAGCCUUUCGAUUAUGAUCCCAAUGAGAAAAGUAAACACAAGUUUAUGGUUCUGUCUAUGUUUGCGCCAACUGACACUUCUGAUAUGGAAGCAGUAUGGAAGGAGGCAAAACCGGAAGACCUUAUGGAUUCAAAACUUAGAUGUGUGUUUGAAUUGCCAGCAGAAAAUGAUAAACCACAUGAUGUAGAAAUAAAUAAAAUUAUAUCCACAACUGCAUCAAAGACAGAAACACCAACGAUGUCUAAGUCUCUGAGCUCUUCUUUGGACGAUGCCGAAAUUAAGAAGGUGAUGGAGGAGUGUCAGAGGCUGCAGAGCGAAGUGCAGAGGCUGCGGGAGGAGAGCAAGCAGCUCAAGGAGGACGCUGGGCUUCGGAGGAGGAGGACGGCGCAGAGCAGCAGCCCCGGCCCCGCAGUGGCCAUGGCCGGCAAGGAGGACGGCCCCAGCACCCGGCUUCUCGCCCUGGUGGUCCUGUUCUUCAUCGUCGGCGUCAUCGUGGGGAAGGUCGCCUUGUAAGAGGCCGCAGGCGAAGGGCGGCCGGUCGGAUGGACGGGUCCGCCAUGUCGUGGGAUCUAAAUUUAUCAUAGCCGUGUAUGAAAAGAAAUCAGUGUAUGAUGACAUCUCACAGGUCUUGCCUUUAAAUUGCCCCUCCCUGUGCGUGCGCGCGCGUGCGUGUGCGCACCUGCUCACACACAAAUAUAACAUAAUGUAACAAUCUCUUAGAAAGUUAAAAAUGUAUAGCGAAUGAUUGGGGGAAAAGAAUGAUCUCUAUUAAUGACAAGGGAAAUCAUGAUUAAGUGACAAUGCCAUGUUGUCAAUGUCAUUUUAAACGUUUGUAGCCUCGGUACAUGUUGCUGGAUUACCUCUCUUAAAACACGACCCUCUGCCUUGCCUGUGGUGCUGGCCCUCGGGGAGCUGGGGCCCAGCGGUGGGGGGUGCUGUCACCUCCCACAGUGGUCCCCGUGCUGCCGCUCACUCCCCAGGCCACUUCUCCAUGCUCGGCCCGGGCCGUCUGUCCCUUGGGACCGACGAGCAGAGUCAGAAGCCAAAAAGAACCGUCCCGUGGCAGCGUCCGGCGUGCUCGUCAGGAGCGGGAGGCCUAUGACUGACCCAGCACUUUGGAAGUGAAGUCGAUGCUUUGUUCUCUUAAAGGGACCAAGCUAAAUCGCCGUUGGUUCACGUAGUGAGAUUGAACUGUUACUCAGAGAUGUCGAAUGCACAUUUAACUUAUUUAAUGUAUUUCAUCUCAUGUUUUCUUAUUGUCACAAGGUUAUAAUUAAUGCCGUGGCCUAAGAAUCACCCGUGCUGCCUAAUGCCGGUGGGUGAAGCAGGCGUCGCUGCUGGAGGGCCGUGGGCCCCUCCGUGGCUGGGGAGGUGUGGCUGAUCUGGAUGGUGGGGAACAGCUGCCGGGAAGUGUUUUCCUGUGUAAAUAGAUGACAGCUACCGUAGGGAGGGCAGUUUUCAGUAGUGACAGUCAGCUCUUUUUAGCGGGGGAGAGUAGCUGGUCUUCCACAUUCUUUCCCCGCCCGCCCUCAGCCACCAUGCACACUCCCAGCACACGCGCCCCGAGUCUGGUCCCGGCCUUGCCCGUGAGGCCCUCGCCGGGGGUCAGGGUGAGCGAGGCGGGUGGCAGAGUGGCGAGGGGAGAGGGAACCAGCUGGCUGGGUGGGGGGCGGAGGGAGACUCCAGACGCUCCAUCCAGCAGUAACGGAGUUCGACUGUGGGUUAAUUUUAUGACGUGAAAGACCAAUCCAAUUGUUUGACUAUGUAGCAUCUUAAAAAGAAAAAAAAUAAAGCCCCAAAAUUAAGAGUU
Messenger RNA from Pteropus alecto (black flying fox), 2074 nucleotides. RefSeq names its product VAMP associated protein B and C (gene VAPB). The record is from RefSeq and is a predicted model, not a curated record. The coding region runs from base 22 to 777 and encodes 251 amino acids. Lineage: Eukaryota; Metazoa; Chordata; Mammalia; Chiroptera; Pteropodidae. The transcript has 6 exons. Gene Ontology annotation, molecular function: FFAT motif binding. Gene Ontology annotation, cellular component: plasma membrane; endoplasmic reticulum membrane. Gene Ontology annotation, biological process: endoplasmic reticulum membrane organization.